This is a messenger RNA of Nannizzia gypsea CBS 118893, 2388 nucleotides long. RefSeq names its product CMGC/DYRK/PRP4 protein kinase. The coding region runs from base 1 to 2388 and encodes 795 amino acids. The record is from RefSeq and is a predicted model, not a curated record. The transcript has 3 exons. Gene Ontology annotation, biological process: peptidyl-threonine phosphorylation; peptidyl-serine phosphorylation; mRNA cis splicing, via spliceosome. Lineage: Eukaryota; Fungi; Ascomycota; Eurotiomycetes; Onygenales; Arthrodermataceae. Gene Ontology annotation, molecular function: protein serine/threonine kinase activity; ATP binding.
AUGGCUGCACGGCGGUCAAGGUCUCCAUCGGUCCCAUCAGAGGGUGAGAUCAUCGAGUCAGGCUCAGAUACGAAGGCAACUACGUCGCAAACCUCUCUUUAUAAUGACACCAGCGUUGACCGUAACCCCAGAAACGAUGUUCUACCUCCAAAGUCCCCUAAGUCUUCGCGGCCGUACCGUUCUGAACGCUCAAGGUCCCGCUCGCCAUACUAUAGAUCUUCCCGAGGCGAAAAACGAAGACGAGACGACUACUAUGACUAUGAUAGGGGCGGCCGUGGGGGACGUGUGAAGUUCUCAAAUGACACAUACGAUGACAACUACUAUCGCCGUGGAAGCUCUCGCAGACACAACCAACGCUCAUACUACGAUCAUGAUAAGAACGAUGGCUAUGACCGGGAUAGCCGAGACUUGCAGUAUAGUGACGAUUACAGACCAGGUAAGCGGCCUAGAACACGGAGCCGCUCCCCAUACCGAGAUCCUAGAAGUCAGAAAAAAUACUCUGGCGAUGAAGUCAACGCCUCGGAAAUAGAUGGCAAGGGCAUAGCUCGCGGGCAGGGGGGCAUUAAGUUGUGUACAGAACAGUCAGUGAGCGAACGAGGAAAUCCCUCAGUUAGCGCUCAAACUUGGAAACAAAAGGCUGAAAAUGGAGAAUCUCAGAUACAGCAGAAUCGUUCCAUCACUGAAGCUAGCAAGGAUGCGAAACCAUCUGUUCAAGACAAAGACGCAGAUACUGAAAUGUCCAUAGAACCAGUUGAUGAAGCUACUCUGAUUGAACAAAGGCGGAAACGCCGUGAAGCUAUCAAGGCUAAGUAUCGUGAUGCUCCGAAGCCUCUUAUUGUCCAGGCCUUGAAGCCUGUGAAUCCGUCCGACUCUGUAGCAAAUGGCUCUGCUAAACCUACUCCGAAUGCGGAUGAAGCAGCAUCAUCCGCUCCGUCACCAAUGGCAACUCCCAUUGACACCCCAGGUUCGCAGUCACCUGCUAACUUCGAGGUUUCAAAGGAUGAAGACCUUGCCAACACAGAUUUACGGGAUAGGAGCGGAAUUAAUAAGGAAGAGCCCUGUGCAGCUGAUUAUGACCCGACGUCUGAUAUGAGAGAGGAUAAGAAGAGACAUGACAAGCGGCACUUUGGAGAUGAUAUAUCUGCGGCCUCUUAUGACGAGACCAAGACAGGCCAGCCUGCCACUGCCAUAGUUCAACAAGCAGAAGAAUCAAAUCCAGCAAAUGUCAAAGAUGAUUUCGACAUGUUUGCUGAGGGUGAUGAUGAUAUGUUUGCUGAAGAACCGCCUUCGUCUACGCGACCAAAUGGCCCAACUGGGAUUUCAAAGGCUCAGGAACUUGAUAUGAGCAUGCUUGAUAAUUGGGAUGACCCUGAGGGUUACUACAAUGUCAUGCUGGGUGAGUUGAUCAACGGUCGGUAUCACGUCCAGCAAAUUCUAGGCAAGGGGAUGUUCUCUUCCGUUGUCCGUGCUACAGACUCGAAGACAGGAAAAUUAGUGGCCGUGAAGAUUGUUCGGAACAAUGAUACCAUGAGGAAAGCAGGCAUGACGGAAAUCGAUAUACUACAAUUGCUACAAAACGCGGACCCAGACGAUAAAAAGCACAUCAUCAGGUUUGACAGGCAUUUUGACCAUAAAAAUCACCUGUGCAUGGUUUUUGAGAAUCUCAGCAUGAACCUUCGCGAAGUCCUCAAGAAAUUCGGUAGGGACGUUGGUAUCAACCUACGAGCCAUCCGGGCGUAUGCUCAACAAAUGUUCCUCGGGUUAAGCCUUCUUCGCAAAUGCAACAUCCUCCACGCAGAUAUUAAGCCCGACAACCUCCUAGUUAAUGAGAAUAGAAACCUUCUCAAGAUAUGUGAUCUUGGCUCUGCCUCCCUCGCCUCAGAAAAUGAGAUAACCCCUUAUCUCGUCAGUCGAUUCUACCGAGCCCCUGAAAUCAUACUUGGGAUCCCGUAUGAUCAUAGCCUGGACGUCUGGUCUAUAGGUUGCACGCUCUUCGAGCUUUAUUCUGGGAAAAUACUCUUUACAGGACGCAAUAACAACCAGAUGCUCCGGUCCAUCAUGGAAUGCCGUGGUAAAUUCCCGCCAAAGUUCCUACGACGCGCGACAUUAGCACAUCUACACUUUGACGACCUCCUCAAUUUCCGCAGCCUGGAGGAAGACAAGAUUACAGGUCGCAUGGUGACUAAGAUUCUUGACUUUAAGAAGCCCUCACGAGACCUAAAGUCUCGGUUGAUUGGAAAAGGCGCAAGACUGAAUGAUGCAGAGUCCAAGGAGAUCAUGAUGUUCAUUGACCUCCUUGACCGUUGUUUGAAUCUGAACCCAGAGAAACGAUGUACUCCUUCAGAAGCACUUCGCCAUCCAUUCAUUGCUAGGCACAACAAAGUUUGA